AUAUUAGCCAAACAUUGUCCAAGAAGAUCCGGUUUAGAAAACCGGGAAGGCCUCCAAAGCGGUGGGGUUAACCGGGUAAGAGGCAAAGUCCAUAAAUAUUACAAGAAAUGAAAGUACUACUGUGUUCAAGAAGAAGAAGAAGAUAUGUAUGUGGUGGAGAGCAAAGCAGGAGCUAUAGGAUGUAUGAUACUUUCGUUGUGUUGUUUGGGAAGUUGGCCAGCGAUUUUGACUCUGUUGGAGAGAAGAGGUCGUCUUCCUCAACACACUUUUCUUGAUUUCACAACCGCUAAUCUCUUGGCCGCAAUCGUGAUCACUUUUUCGCUCGGUGAGAAUGGGAAAAGCACGUUUCGUACACCUGACUUUACCACUCAGCUCCCUCAGGUAUGGUCCCUUCUACUUCUUGAUAUUCUUGAUAUAAAAGUUAAUAUAAAUUUGAUUGGUAAUAUGAGGAAUUUACAGGAUAAUUGGCCGUCAGUAUUGCUUGCAGUCGCAGGCGGUGUGCUUCUUAGCGUUGGGAAUUUAGCGACUCAAUACGCUUUUGCGUUUGUUGGUUUAUCGGUUACUGAAGUUAUAACCGCAAGCAUCACCGUCGUCAUUGGUACAACGUUGAACUAUUUCUUGGACGACAAGAUAAACAAAGCAGAUAUACUUUUCCCUGGUGUAGGUUGCUUCUUGAUCGCUGUUUUCCUCGGUGCUGCGGUUCAUGCUUCUAAUGCAGCAGAUGUUAAAGCGAAACUCAAGUCUUUACCUAGCGAGUAUAAAGAUGGGACACAAGAUUUCUAUUCUUCCAUUAAAAAUGGUGAAGACAACCCUGAAAAAGAUAAAACUGAUGUCGAGUCUCAAGAGAAACAAGCGGGAAAGGCGAAAGCAGGGACGGCAGGGUUCUUUGUAGAGCUAGAGAACAAAAGGGCAAUCAAGGUGUUUGGAAAGAGCAUAAUGAUCGGACUAUUCAUAACGCUCUUUGAGGGAAUCUGCCUUUCUCUAUUCUCUCCUGCAUUCAAUUUGGCAACAAACGAUCAAUGGAGCACAUUGCCAAAAGGCGUACCUAAGCUCGUUGUCUACACGGCCUUUUUCUACUUCUCCGUCGCGGGUUUUCUCAUCGCUUUGAUUCUUAACCUCAUCUUUCUUUACCGGCCUAUGGUAGGCUUAGCGAAGCCAUCUCUUAAGAAGUAUGUAAAUAACUCUAAAGGUAGAGGUUGGGCUGUUUUCGCUGGAUUCUUGUGUGGGUUUGGUAACGGUUUGCAGUUCAUGGGAGGUCAAGCCGCUGGAUACGCGGCUGCAGACUCCGUUCAGGCACUUCCUCUUGUGAGCACAUUUUGGGGUAUAGUUUUGUAUCGUAAGUCAUCGAAGAGAACCUAUGCGGUUUUGGUUAGCAUGUUGAUCAUGUUUGUUGCGGCCGUGGCGAUUCUCAUGGCAUCCUCCGGUCACCGGAAAUAAUGAUGAGCUUUUUGUUAGUUCUAUUAUAGACACUUGAGCAUGUUCAAAACAAUUUAGAAAUAAGUAACAAAUAUAUCACAUGCUUUGUUUAUGUUAUGAAUUUCCUGAUAAAAGAAGAGAGAAAAGUUAGGUA
Molecule: messenger RNA, 1570 nt
Organism: Camelina sativa (false flax)
Lineage: Eukaryota; Viridiplantae; Streptophyta; Magnoliopsida; Brassicales; Brassicaceae
Product: ureide permease 4-like
Biological process (GO): nitrogen compound transport
Cellular component (GO): membrane
Molecular function (GO): allantoin:proton symporter activity; uracil:monoatomic cation symporter activity
Source: RefSeq, a predicted model, not a curated record